UUCGGUACCUGUCUCAUCAGCCCAUAUGAGAUAGAGUAAAAACAACAAAGCGGACCAAGUAUUUCAUGAAUAAAGUGAAUUGAACUGUGAUUUAAAAUGGCCAAAAGAGUGGUACCGAAUAUUCUAAUUACAGGCACUCCUGGAGUUGGAAAAUCAACAAUUUCGAGAUUACUUGCUGACCGAACUAAGUUUACGUGGCGUGAAGUGUCAAAAAUGGCUGAAGAAUAUAAUUGUUUAGACGAAUACGACCCAGAGUACCAGUGCCCAUUCUUGAAUGAAGACAAGUUACUAGAUAUAAUGGAGGGUAUGAUGGCAAAAGGUGGCAACAUAGUCGAUUACCAUGGCUGUGACUUCUUCCCAGAGAGAUGGUUUGAUGGAGUAUUUGUUAUCAGAACAAAUAACACAGUACUGUAUGAUAGACUAACAGCAAGAGGGUACACAGGCAAGAAGUUAGAAGACAACAUUCAGUGUGAAAUAUUUGAGACUUUACUGGAAGAGGCACAGUCUUCAUAUAAAGAGGAGAUUGUGACGGCUUUGCAGAAUGAUUCACAGGAACAGCUACAGAGUAAUAUUGAAACUAUUGUUGAGUGGAUAGAGAGGUGGAAAGAAGAAAGUAUAUAAUAUAUAUUUUUAUCACAUUU
This is a messenger RNA of Trichoplusia ni (cabbage looper), 641 nucleotides long. RefSeq names its product adenylate kinase isoenzyme 6 homolog (gene Ak6). The record is from RefSeq and is a predicted model, not a curated record. Gene Ontology annotation, molecular function: AMP kinase activity; ATP binding; ATP hydrolysis activity. Bases 97 to 621 code for a protein of 174 amino acids. Gene Ontology annotation, cellular component: cytoplasm; nucleus. NCBI's taxonomy places the organism in Eukaryota, Metazoa, Arthropoda, Insecta, Lepidoptera, Noctuidae. The transcript is spliced from 4 exons.